AAGCGACAGGUAGCCCGCAUUAUUCUCUGUCGCAAGAAGGGUUCCAGAUAUCUGGAAUGGAUUUGUUUAAUUUGAGGUCGCUUGUCAUUUUGCUGUCAGCUGUUGGUUGCUGCAAGGGGCAGAGCGCACUGCCACCGGGCCCCUUGGAGGGAGUACAGGGAAAGAACAUCACGUUCGAAACCAUUAUCAUCCCCACAGAUGUGGGCGACUUUAUCACAGUAUCUUGGAAUUUCAACGGACUUGUACCUGUUGUCACUUAUGCGCCCAAAGGAGAAACAUUUGGCGUUGGUUACGCAGGAAGAGUCUCACUGAAUUCAUCCACUGGCGUAUUGAAGCUGGGACCAUUGACUGCAAAAGAUAGCGGGGACUAUGCAGUGACUUUGGUCACUAGUGCUGCAGUACAGCGCACAGGUACAACGUCGCUCAGAGUUCUAGAACCGGUCUCCGUCGUGACCAUCACGUCCAACCUGAACGAAGCGGUCGAGUUCAACAGCACUGUGGUCUUGACCUGUUCGGCCAAAGGCUCCUUCCUCAUGUACAAGUGGCUCAACGGCACCGCCCCGCUGGUCGCCGACGGGAAGCAUGUGACCUUGAGUGCAAACUCCACAGUGCUGACCGUGGCUGGAGUGUUCAGGAAGGAUCUGGUCGGACCCAUCUACUGCACGGCCUUCAACAAACUAGAGAGCGACAACAGUGCCCCCUUCAACCUCACUGUCACCUAUGGGCCAGAAAACAUCGCCAUGACAGUCACCCCCACCGCUGAGGUCCAAAAGCAGGGUUCCAACAUUACAUUGACCUGCUCAGCCCAGUCUAGCCCUGCGGCUGUGCUUCAGUGGAUCCACAAUGGAGUCCCGCUCAAUGUGAUUGGCCCCAAGCUGGUACUGGCCAACGUUGUCGAGGCACAGAGUGGAAACUACUCCUGCAUGGCCAGCAACGCCAAAACCUUGCGAUACCUGGAAUCCACCACAUCCAAGUUCACUGUAGUAGAGGCCAUAUCCGGCACUAAGAUCACAGGCCCCAAUGGAACGCUUGUCGCAGGUAACAGCACGGCCAACCUGAGCUGCCAGGCAACCGCCGGCACUGCCGACACCCGAGUGUGGCUGAAGAAUGGUGUGGCACUGUCUCCUAGCAACAGGGUCAUGGUCUCGGCAGACAAGAGCUCGGUCACGAUAAAGCCAGUGCAGAAGGAAGACAGUGGGGAGUACCAAUGCAAGCUGACGAAUGCUGUGAACACAGACUCUGCCAGCCUCAAGAUAGUGGUCAACUUUGGUCCUGAGACUGUGUCUGUGAAGGGGGAAAGUGUCGUAAAGGUGAAAGAACCUGUCACGCUGAAGUGUGCCGCAGUCUCUCUCCCUGCUGCCACCUACAUCUGGAAAUUCAAUGGGACGCUGACCGGUGUGACGACAGCCGAGUACAUAAUUGAAGCCGCUGUGUACAAGGACAAUGGAAUUUACACCUGUGAAGCCAGCAACACCGUCACCGGGCUGAGCACUGCCGUUGCCCACAAGCUGUUCGUCAAAGAGGAGGGAACACCGGAUGAUGGUCUGACAGGUGGGCAGAUCGCUGGGAUCGUCAUCGGCGUGCUUAUCGCCCUAGUGCUCAUCAUCGUAGUAGUCAGAUACAUGAGAAAGAAAAAAACACCGAUCGAGUCACCAUACUAGAAGAGUGCCCCGAGGAAAGCUGGAGCCAUCAGCCCAAAUAAUCAGCCAAUUAUUCCCCUCAAGACCCAUUUACAUUUGAGUCAUUUAGCAGACGCUCUUAUCCAGAGCGACUUGCCGUUAGUGAGUGCAUACAUUUUCAUAC
This is a messenger RNA of Coregonus clupeaformis (lake whitefish), 1803 nucleotides long. Its product is annotated as carcinoembryonic antigen-related cell adhesion molecule 1. The transcript has 9 exons. NCBI's taxonomy places the organism in Eukaryota, Metazoa, Chordata, Actinopteri, Salmoniformes, Salmonidae. Gene Ontology annotation, cellular component: membrane. The record is from RefSeq and is a predicted model, not a curated record. The coding region runs from base 57 to 1661 and encodes 534 amino acids.